UGAAAGAAAUAGAAAACUUUCUCUAGUUCUCUUUUUUCUAAUAGCAAUAAUGUUAUAGUAGGAAAAACUAGGGGUUCUUAUUUCUUAAGUGGCAAUAAAAUUGUGACUCAAUUAGAAGGUAAAAAGAAGAUCAGGAGUAAAUUUGCCAAAUUGAGUUCCCCCCCAACAACUUUUGUUCCUUUCCUGGACAAGUCCAAAACUCAUAAGUAAGUCAUAAUCCUUGAAGAGGUUACAUGAAUCAGCAUCUUUUAUACCCACCAUUGAUUCACUCUUUCAUCCAACGUCACACAACCUCAAUCCUUGUCAUACUUCUCAUUGGUCCACACUUCAAUCCCUCCAGUCUAUAAAACACCAAAAACCCAACCACUUCACACUCACAUACAAAGCAACUCAAUUCAACUCUACUACUUCACUUCAUUUCAUUCAAUCACAAACCAAAAACUUGUAAAAAAAAAAAAAAACAAUGGCAGGUAGAGGAAAAACGUUAGGAUCAGGUGCGGCUAAGAAGUCUCAAUCACGUAGUAGCAAAGCGGGUCUUCAAUUCCCUGUUGGUCGUAUCGCCCGUUUUAUCAAAGCGGGUAAAUACGCCAAACGGGUCGGAGCCGGAGCUCCAGUUUACCUUGCUGCUGUUCUUGAAUACCUUGCUGCUGAGGUACUUGAAUUGGCUGGAAAUGCCGCUACAGAUAACAAGAAGACUAGGAUUGUGCCAAGGCAUAUUCAGUUGGCUGUGAGGAACGAUGAAGAGCUGAGCAAGUUGUUUGGCGAUGUUACGAUUGCUAAUGGUGGUGUUAUGCCCAACAUUCACGACCUUUUGCUUCCAAAAAAGGCUCGUAGCUCCUCGAAACCCGCUGCUGAUGAGGAUUAAAUGGAUGAUCUGGGGUUAGGUUGUUUGGUUUUAUUAGUUUAGUUAAAUUAGGUUAUGAAAUUUAGUAGUGUCAACAACCCUCAAACCCUUAAUGUUCUUUUCCCUAGUUGUUUUAGUUGUUAAGAGUCUAUGUUUAGUGUGAAUACAAAUCAGUGAACCAGUGAAACAAACACCAUUUUCCUUUUUCUAGUUCUGUCCAGUUUAGUGUCUCCUUGUAUUGAUAGAACCCUUUAUUCAUGAAAAGUUUAGCCUAUGAAGCUGGUCUUUAUAUAGAACUUUGGAAUGUUGUUCCUGUUUUCUUUAAGCAUAUUAAUUGAAGUUGUUCUUAUACAAA
Messenger RNA from Lycium barbarum (goji berry), 1199 nucleotides. RefSeq names its product probable histone H2A.2. The record is from RefSeq and is a predicted model, not a curated record. Gene Ontology annotation, molecular function: DNA binding; protein heterodimerization activity; structural constituent of chromatin. Gene Ontology annotation, cellular component: nucleosome. The transcript has 2 exons. Bases 464 to 865 code for a protein of 133 amino acids. NCBI's taxonomy places the organism in Eukaryota, Viridiplantae, Streptophyta, Magnoliopsida, Solanales, Solanaceae.